Messenger RNA from Ochotona curzoniae (black-lipped pika), 3315 nucleotides. It is a transcript of the gene CCDC15, whose product is annotated as coiled-coil domain containing 15. Bases 319 to 2907 code for a protein of 862 amino acids. The transcript is spliced from 13 exons. NCBI's taxonomy places the organism in Eukaryota, Metazoa, Chordata, Mammalia, Lagomorpha, Ochotonidae. Gene Ontology annotation, cellular component: centrosome. The record is from RefSeq and is a predicted model, not a curated record.
UGAAGCUGUUACCUUAGCGCCGGAGUCGCUGGGAGCUGUGGCGAGCAGCCGACUGUCCGCCGCUGUGCCAGCCUGUGUGUCGCUCGUCGGUGCCCACCUCGGUGUGCCCGCUCCUGGCGCCGCGCUGAGCCUUCUCUGCAGGGAAGGAGUGGUGGCUUGUGCGUCUUCCCGCUUCCUUCCCUCCCUUCCCCUUCUCUCCAGAUUCCUUGCUUUUCCACUCCUCGCCAGGGGUCUGCCUCUUCCAGGACUUACUUUCUUUGGAAGAUCUUAAGGCUUUUGUUUUCGUUUUUCCUCCCUUCCCUCCUGAUUAGGAGUCAGAUGCCAGGAAAUAUGGCGCCCCUCAAGAAGCCUCCAGAUGCCACAAGGUUGCCCCUUGCCUUAAACCCGCGUAAGAGCAAGGCCAUCCUGGCAGUGCUGGCCGAGAGGAACCAGGCCGUAGUACCAGUUGGAGCUUGGGUGGAACCCGCUGUCCCAGACAGUUCCGACAUCCCAGCCUAUACUUCAGCCCGUGUGAUCGAAGAAGAACUGAAGGAAAAACUAAGAAAGAAACAAGAAGCUCUAAAACGUUUCCAGAGACAAGUCAAACACAGAGUAAACCAACAGAUUAGGCUGAGGAAAAAGCAACAGCUUCUGAAGUCGCGUGAGGUAGCAGAAAAAGAAGGUUCCAUGGCCAUGCAGUCUUCACAUCCAGCAUGCUUCACUCCUAAAUCGACAAGUAUUUUUCCUAAACAUUUGAAUGCUGUUGUUGGAAGUCCUGGCUUAGUUCCCUCCCAGGUACUUGGAGAUGGGCUACAAGAUGCUGAGAAUGGCAGUGAAUUAUUCCAGCAACAAGCCCAGGCACUUCAUCAGAACAUGAAAUUGGCACAUCAACGGCUGGCAUCCUUUAAAACUGUGCCUAUAAAAAAGACAUCGGUAUUUCCAGAUGGUAAGAGGAAAAACAUUCUUACUCAAGAGGAACUUGACCAUGAAGAAGUUUCAUCAGUUAAAACAAAUGAGGAAGGAAGGGAAGAUUUGUUUCAGGUGGACCAGCAAGAAUUUGUUUCUGAAGACAAGGAUGUGUCUUGUAGCAGAGUUCAGAAAGUCAAAUUUAAAAAUGUUAUGAUGGAACAGGAAGAGCAAAUUGAACUACAUCCUCAGAGCUUUCACCAUAUUCCACAAGACCAGGAUCAUCAAGAAACCAAAGGUGGACUACCAGAAUCUCAGAGUGACUUAAAAGAAGUUCACAGUGUUGACUUGGAAGCUCAGGACGGUGAGCCUCUUACUCAGGCUGUUGACCUGGGGAUUCAAGCUGUUGAGCUAAAAAAACAGACUAUUCCACUGGAAGGACAGAUUGUUCAGACAGAUACUCAGAGUAAUAUGUUGGAAGCCCAGAGUGUUGGGCUAGAAGAUGUGAGUAUUGAGUUGCAAACUCAAAAUUUUUUACCGUCAAACCAGACUUUUCUAGCCAAAGACCAGAGCAUUCUACCUGUACAUCAUGACCAGAAUUUUCUAUUUGAAGACCAGGAUAUUUUACCCAACUGUCAGAACCAAGAUUUUCCAUCCAGAGGCUUAUGUGUUUUCCCCAAAAACCAGAAUAUUCUCCUGAAAUGUCAGAACCAGGAUUUUCUACCCAAAGACCAGAGUGUUUUCUCCAAGGACCAGGCAAUUUUACCCAGUUGUGCUGACCAAGAGUUUCUACCUGGAGAUCCAUGUGUGCUGCUCAAAGACCAGAAUAUUUUACUGGACUGUCAAGAGCAGAACUUUCUACCUAAAGAUGACCAUGUUCCCUUCAGAAAGCAGAAGCUUCCACCCAAAUGGCAAGUACAGGAUUUUCUACCUAAAGAUCAGAAUUUUCUAUCUGGAGAUCAGCAUUUUCUACCUACUAACCAGAAUAUCCCAUCCAAAUAUUUGGACCAGAACUUUCUACCCAAAGACUGGAGUAUUUUGCCCAAAGAUUAUCAAGUUCUCCCCAGUCACCAGAAUUUUCUAUCUGGAGAUCAUCGUGUUAUUCACAAUACCCAGAAUAUUCCAUCCAAAUAUCAGAAGGUACACUGUAAGGAAACAAACCCUGAUGUGGCAGAUGAGAAAGGGAGAGAAGACUUUUCUCUGAAGGACUAUCAGUGUCAGCCUCCUAAACUCCAGUUCCAGGACCUCCUCAGAGACCCGAGCUUAUCCUUUAGGGUGCAGGUGUCUGUUGAGACAGCUGAAAGGUGGCGAGAUGAUUUGCUUCUGAAUAGCCAUCAGCAUCCUCCUCGGAGGCCCCAGAGAGAUGCUUCCCACAGAAAAAAGGUUUGUAACAACUGUCAGUCAAGAUGGGAAUCCCGGGCUCCACUGGCAUUUCGGCCUGGAGUAGAUCAAGAAGAGGACAAGAAGGAACGUCAAAGGCAGUACCUGAGACAUAGGCGACUUUUCAUGGAUAUUGAGAGAGAGCAAGUUAAAGAACAAAAAAGGCAAAAAGAACAAAAGAAGAAAAUUGAAAAAAUUAAGAAAAAGAGAGAGCAAGAACGUUAUGCUGAAGAGCAGAGGCUCCUAAAAAUGGACCUCCACAGAGAGCCAUGUCCAGAGGAAAAGGUGACUGAGACGCUAGGCCAGUUACAACUUGGAGAGAAGAAAGAAGCCAGAGAAAAGCAGCUACAGAGAGAAAAGGAGGAUUUAAGAUAUGUGGAAGCUUUACGAGCCCAGGUCCAGGAGAAAAUGCAGUUAUACAAAAUUACUUUACCCCCAUUGUGCUCUUGUGGUCCUGAUUUUUGGGAUGCCCAUCCUGAUACCUGCGCCAACAGUUGUGUCUUCUAUAAAAACCACAGAGCGUAUCAUCGGGCACUACGUUCAGUCAUCAGUUCCCGUGACACCUCCGAGGGAAACUCAGCUCUUCGAAUUGCCAUUCAUAAUUUUGUUUCGGCACACAAACGGACUUUGAAAAAUCUAUAAAUAAGACUCUGAAAUCAACUCAUUCUAUUUCAGCCUUCAUUUAAAAAAAAAUCAACCCUAAAGGAUUCUUUAGGAAAUGGGAAGAUGGAGAAUCUGAGAAGAAAUGCUAUUCCAUGUAGUAACUAUCUCUAAUUAGAUCAGCGAUUGCUUCAGCUCCUGCCUCACAGAAUGUCACACAACCGUGUAAGUUGAUCUGCAAACCUUUGGUGUGAACCACGUAGAGCCUGCUGUUUUAAAAAGUGAUCAGACAAGAUCUCCUACUUUGCUCUAUCAGAAGAAGCCGUGAGAAAUCUUUGAGAUUGUCUCAUUGGUGAGCUUUCCAGAACUGUGUGUGUGAGUCUUGACAACAUUGCAAAUGUCUAGAUAAAGCAAAGAAUGCAAUGAAAUGAAUUUCUGAAUGUCACUGAC